This is a messenger RNA of Dimorphilus gyrociliatus, 2067 nucleotides long. NCBI's taxonomy places the organism in Eukaryota, Metazoa, Annelida, Polychaeta, Dinophilidae. The record is from the annotation of a GenBank genome assembly.
AAUGGAAGAUUCGACUAAUAUUCAUGUUUAUGGAGGUAGCGAGGGUGAUGUUCAAAAUAGAGUUGGAGGUUUGAGUAAAAUCUUAGCGUUCCGUAAUCAAAAAUAUAAUGAGCUUAAGAAGAGACUACUUUCUAAAGGAGAAUUAUUUGUUGACCCAGAAUUUCCCGCCAAUAAUAAAUCAAUGUUCUACAGUAAAAUUGAUACAAGAGUUGAGUGGAAGAGACCGAAAGAGUUGUGUAAAGUUCCAAGAUUAGUGGUUGACGGUGCUACAACAGAUGAUAUACACGAAGGAAUGUAUGGAUCUGGAUGGUUUGCAUCCUGCUGUUGUGCCCUAUUAACUAAUCAAAAGAUGCUUUAUAAAGUAAUACCAGACUGUAAAAAGCAAGAAUGGACAAAUGAUAACGAAUAUGCAGGUAUCUUUAAAUUUAAUUUCUGGAGAUUAGGUAAAUGGUAUCAAGUUGUAAUUGAUGAUUUACUUCCUACUAAAAAUGGUAAGCUGCUCUAUUGUAAUUCAAAAAGUAGAAAUGAAUUUUGGGCGUCACUUUGCCAAAAAGCCUAUGCAAAACUUUAUGGAGACUACGAGACUAUGCACUUGAGCAAUCCUUGUAAUACUUUGGUAGAUUUUACAGGUGGUGUUGCUCAAUCUAUACUUUUCGAAGAUUAUAAUUUAUCUCAAGAUCAAUAUCGCCACCAACUAUUUAGAAUUCUUUUGGAUGCUAAUAGGAACAAUGCCCUUAUGACAACAUUAAUAGAAUGUCCUCAAUCUGAAAAAUUGAAAAUAUCCCCAAAUGGUUUAUAUAAGGGUUUUGGCUAUGUUAUAACUUCCGUCGUAGAAUCAUUUGUUGAUAAGAGAUUACAAGAUCCUCUUCACACAGAUACAAUUUAUCUAAUACGGUUAAGAAAUCCUCUUGGUAAUAGAGACUGGAAAGGUAGAUGGUGUGAGCAAUCAAGAGAAAUGUCGUAUUUAUCUCAAAAAGAUAGGGAUGCAAUGGGUAUAUUGUAUAAUAAUGAAAGUGAAUUUUGGAUGGAUCUAGAUGAUUUUUUAACAAAUUUUACUCAUGUUUAUAUUAAUCAUUUUGUCAAUACAUCAUUUUUAACAACAAUCAAAUCAUAUAAGGAAACUACAUUCCAUAGUAGCUGGACACACGGAGCAAAGGGAACCAAAUGGGAUAGAAGCGGUGGUAAUGAAAAGCAUAGUUCAUUUCUUGACAAUCCUCAAUUUCUAUUUGAAAUUGCGGCUGUUCACGAAGGAGCAACAUUCUCCUUAGAGGCUACCGAUAUAAGACCUGAUAUGAGUGUUGGAGCUUCAAUCAGAGCUAUUGGAUUUCAUAUAAUGAGGGUAGCUGAUAACCAAAAAUAUAGAAUACACGAGAAAGGUGAGACAAUAGUUGUUACCAAAUAUAGAAGAGUUCGAAGCGUUUAUCUUAAAAGCUCAUUACUAAGAGGUAGAUAUAUCUUAGUACCAAGCACUGUUGAACCUAAUAUUGUUGGCAAGUUCCUUUUAAGGAUUUACACAGCAUCUGGAAUGACACCAAGAGAAUUAAAAAUUCCAGUUCCUGAACAAUUAAAUUGCUGUACAGCUCCAUAUAAUUUGGCGACAAGAGUUAUCAUUAAAGAGGUUGAUGGUCUAGAGAUACCUGAUACGAGUAAUGCAAGAGCGGAUAAUUUUAUAACAUUUAUUGUUGUUAAGAGCGAAAAGGAUAGAGUACAAGGAGUACCGACAAAAGCUAAAGAAUUAAUGAGAAAUUCUGGUAAAUUCAAUUGUAAAUACGAUAUUCGUUGUCUCUUCUAUCGUAGAAAAGUUACAGAACCAAUAGUUAUUCAGAUUCUAGAACAUGGAACUUUUCGAAGUACAGUCAUUGGAGAGGGAAGAAUUGAUGGACGUGAUAUAAAUAGCGAAGAUAUGAAAAAGAAAAAAUUAGAUUUAAUAAGUGGUGAGAAACAAGGUUUUCAACCUAUACCGGGUCAUCUUAUUGUGGAAUUUUGUUGUAAUGACGAUAUACAGGGAUAUUAAAUCUGCAAAUUGAAACUGAUAGAUUUUAAUUAUUGCUUUAAUUUGAAUAGGAU